AUGAAUGCUGUUAAAAUAGAUCAGAAUCUCAAAGUUUGGGACGUUUUGUUACAAGACGUAAACAAAAAUAAUCAUGAAAAAAUUAAAAAAAAAUCAGAAACCAAUGAAUGGAACGAUGUAAAGAAAGGUCCCUCGGGAAAAAUAGAGAAACGAUAUAAUAAUAGAUUCAGUCUUUCAAAUCGGUUUAGCACACUUCAGAACGAACAAAACAACAAUAAUCACUAUGACGCACAACAACUUACAAAUAAUCAAAGUUACGCACCACCACAACCAAAAAAAUCUAUAAGAAGAGCAAAUCCCGUUAUUAACUGUUCUCCAGAAAGAGAUCUUUUACAACAUAACAUCAAAUCAUCUGAAACCCGUAAAAAUAAAAAGAAGAUUAGAAUCAUCAGUGAUAGCAUCGCAAAACGCAUAAGCACUCGAGAGUUCAAUAAUCAUUUGAGAAACAGUGAUGCAAGAUUUAAAGUUUUUCCUGGUUCAAAUAUUAAAAAUUUGGGCCAUUACUCUCUAUCAACCUUAGUAGAUGAGAAUCCAGAAAUAGUAGUUGUCCAUGUUGGAAUAAACGACUUGCUGGAUAUAAAGAGAAAUAAAUCAUCGGUUAAUGAAAUUGCAGAAAAAAUAAUCAAACUAUCACGCGUAUACAUCAAUCAUGGCGUCAAAAAAGUUUUUAUUUUAAGUGUUGUUAUCUCUACUCGUAUUGAUUUUGAGUUUAUCAAAUCGUUAAAUCAUAUACUUGAGAACGAGGCAACGAAAUAUGGCUAUAUUUUUAUCGACAAUAGUAAUAUUAUGGAAUCUUAUUUAUGGAGAGAUGGAUUACAUCUAAUGGAAAAUGGUUUAAAAAUAUCUACAGUAUCCCUGAAGCAACCAAUUGAUUUUAUGUAUUUAUUUAUGACUAAAGACUUGAUUGAUACCAUGGUAAUGGAAAACAACAUGUGUGCUGAAGCUGAGAUUAACAAGCUAAGGCCUUUACGAAGAAGUUCUCAUCUUCAUCAGUGGAAAGAGGUUUCCUCUCAAGAAAUGAGAUGCUUUAUAGCGGUAAUGCUCCACAUGGGUUUUUUAAACAUGCCCACAAUAGAACAUUAUUGGUCACAAGAUAUCUUUUACAACUCUUCUUCUUCGUCAAGAGUAAUGAGUCGAAAUCGUUUCCAGCUAAUUCUUCGAUUUUGGCAUUUUUCUGACAAUGCUAACAGUAUUGGUCGUUUAGAAAAGCUUGGCAAUCUUCUGAAACAUUUCAACUAAACAAUGCGGAGGUUAUAUAAUCCUAA
This is a messenger RNA of Hydractinia symbiolongicarpus, 1265 nucleotides long. RefSeq lists its product as uncharacterized. The transcript is spliced from 3 exons. The record is from RefSeq and is a predicted model, not a curated record. NCBI's taxonomy places the organism in Eukaryota, Metazoa, Cnidaria, Hydrozoa, Anthoathecata, Hydractiniidae. The coding region runs from base 1 to 1239 and encodes 412 amino acids.